This is a messenger RNA of Volvox carteri f. nagariensis, 1557 nucleotides long. RefSeq lists its product as uncharacterized. Gene Ontology annotation, molecular function: phosphatidylinositol binding. NCBI's taxonomy places the organism in Eukaryota, Viridiplantae, Chlorophyta, Chlorophyceae, Chlamydomonadales, Volvocaceae. The record is from RefSeq and is a predicted model, not a curated record. The transcript is spliced from 8 exons. The annotation marks the transcript as partial.
AUGUCACUCCACGGGACCAAAGCCUCGUUCGACCCGCUGUCAGCGGCUGGCGAAGCCUCGGACGAAACAUUCACCACCGUCUAUGACUCGACAUCGCAGCUGGCGCCGCCGCCGUCCGAGGCGGUAGGAGCUGCCGCGCCUGCUGCCGCGGUUGGCGUCGGAAUGGGCGCGCCGGCGUGGGAAUACGACAGUUUCAUGACGGCACGGAGCGCGAUGUCGUACAUGACGUCAUCCCAUGGGGUGACCACGUCCGCUAUGUCGUCGCAGCCGCAGCCGCCGUCGUCGACCUUUCCGUGCCUCGCGGAACGGCCUGUCGUACAAGGGCCGCCGCCAGGGCCGAGUGGCGGCGGCGUUGUGGAUCCGUACGAUCCAUUCCUGGCCAGCGCAGGGGCGCCGCCACCGCCGCCGCCGCUGCCGCCAAUGCACCCACCGCCCCAACUGUCGAAACAGCAUCACACGGCGGGUCUGCUUGACGACAGCAACCCCUUUACUGCAGCCGUCGGUCCGCCUUACCAGCAGAGUACGACAGCGGUGGCGGGGCCGCUCAGCUUUGGUGAGGACGCCGAUGGUCCCGGUGUGGCGCAGACAGCGGCAGCGUUUGCCAUGCCGCUUGACUUGUACGACACACCUGAUGCAUUCAUGCGGCCUAACGCUGCUGCUCCACCAGCGGUGGGCGUGGCGGCGCCUCCGCCUCCGCCACCGGCGGGGCCCGCCACGGCUUCCGCCGCGGCGGCACCGCCACUUCCGCCGCUGUACGACUUCACGCGGGAGUUCAGCCGGAUGCUACUCGUCAGCGAGGAUCCUGCGUCGCCUGUCGACGGCGGCGGCUCCGCUUGGUACGACAACGGCCAGCUCAGCGGCGCCAGCGUCAGCGCAACCGCUGGGACUAGCGCGGCCGUGCCGGCAGCACCCGGCAGCUUCAGCGGCCCGGAUGCCGCCGUCAGGGGCACUGGCGCCGGUGCCACCCUGGCGUCGUACACCGCCGCCGCGCUUCUGACUAAUACUGUAUCCGUACACUCGCCCCGGAAGGCAUUGGCGCCGUCGCGUAUUCCUGGUCUGUCCGAGCCGUACAUUAUGUACCGCAUUACCAGCCGUAGCGCAGUCAGCCCCGAAACCACGGUGGAGCGCCGUUUCCGCGACGUCGUGGCACUUGCGGAGCUGCUACAGUCGAGCUACCCGGGGUGUUUCGUGCCUCCUCGUCCCAGUCGCAAUGCCGUGGAGGGUAGGAGGAUGCAACCUGCGUUCAUUGAGGAGCGGCGAGCCGGGAUGGAGAAGUUCCUAAGAAGGCUUGUCGUACACCCUGUGCUUGGGCCGAGCGAGGUCACGCAGGUUUGGUUGCAUUCUCCCAGGCCCGACUUACGACUCGCCCCGGAGUGGGUUCGGCUGCUGCCAUCGGGCCCACCCGGGCUCGCCAAGAGUACGGCAAGGCUGCUCUUCCAGCGGGGAGAUAUGUACCGCCUUGUACGGGAGCGUACGGCACAGAUGCGAGGGAUACUUGCACGAGAGCAGCCAACCGCCGUGGAGGUCCAGCUACGGGAGGAGGCGGCGGCGUUGCAG